Hyalella azteca is the source of this 960-nucleotide messenger RNA. Its product is annotated as protein O-linked-mannose beta-1,2-N-acetylglucosaminyltransferase 1-like. The record is from RefSeq and is a predicted model, not a curated record. Lineage: Eukaryota; Metazoa; Arthropoda; Malacostraca; Amphipoda; Hyalellidae. The transcript is spliced from 7 exons. Gene Ontology annotation, biological process: protein O-linked glycosylation via N-acetylgalactosamine. Gene Ontology annotation, cellular component: Golgi membrane. The coding region runs from base 1 to 960 and encodes 319 amino acids. Gene Ontology annotation, molecular function: beta-1,3-galactosyl-O-glycosyl-glycoprotein beta-1,3-N-acetylglucosaminyltransferase activity.
AUGUCGGAAGUAAUCCCCAUCGCCAUGCUAACCGCCACCAAGUGUCACUUUUUCUACCGGCAACUCAUAAGUCUCCUUUUGGCAAAGGGUGCAGCCCAAACAGAUAUUUUGGUUCUCACCGACGGGCACCAGGAAGAAACUUCACAACUAGCCUCCAUCUUCGGCUUGCCUGUCAUCGAGCACCGCCACGAGGGAGAAGCAGGCACCAGCACGCCCCUCAACGCCCACUUCAAAUUCUCUUUAUUCACGGCCUUCUCAACCUUCAGCAACGCUUCUAAAGUCAUCAUUUUAGAGGACGACCUCAUCGUCUCCCCUGACUUCAUAAGUUACUUCCACCAGACGGCGUGGCUGCUUGAUGCGGAUGCAACACUCUACGUCGUGAACAGCUUCUCCCUCAACAGCUUCCCAACGGUCGCCGUUGACGUGACGCGUGUCAGGCGCUCACAAAUGUUCCCUCAGUUCGGCUGGAUGGUUACUAGAGAUUAUGCUCAAGAAAUCCUUCACUUUUGGGUCGAUAAUUCGGAUGCAUCCUGGGACUGGGACUGGCGACUACACGCAGAGUCUGUAAGACGGGGACGGCACGCCCUGGUGCCAGAAGUGUCCCGAAGUUUCCACUCUGGUUCGUCUGGAGCUCACAUCAAUGGAUGGAGUCAGGCUCUCAUAUUUUCAAAUAUGAUCUACAAUCACGACCCAGAAGCGAAGCUACAAAAUUUACACUUACUCCUCGCUGACGUCUAUGCAGAUUAUAUCGCGAGCGAACUUAGACGAUCGAAAGUCAUUUCGAUGGAAGACGGAUUCAACCCCUGCCACAUGGAAACCAUUCCGGAACACAUGUGUUUACACACAUACCCGGACCACGCGUUUGACAACUACGAGGGUGUGAUGCAGUACACCAUCACUGACAUCACUCCGCACACCACACUGUACGCGGUGGCCUGCCCUAUGUCUCCCUACUGGUGA